This is a messenger RNA of Aphidius gifuensis, 1974 nucleotides long. RefSeq names its product mpv17-like protein. Gene Ontology annotation, cellular component: cytoplasm; membrane. The coding region runs from base 1241 to 1888 and encodes 215 amino acids. The transcript has 5 exons. Lineage: Eukaryota; Metazoa; Arthropoda; Insecta; Hymenoptera; Braconidae. The record is from RefSeq and is a predicted model, not a curated record.
CUUUUUUUUGGAAUUAUUAAAAAUCUUGAAAAUUCUCUUGAAAUAUCUUAAAAUCUCUUGGAAUUUAACAGAAGUAACAGAUUCUGUUAUUAAUUAUCAAAACUGGCAAACCCUGGUGGAAAUAAUUUCUCCGGAAAUAUUCCGUCAAAUUCUGAAAAUUUUACGUAAAAUUCCGGAAUCCCUCCGUGAAAUUCCGGAAACACUCUGUAAAACUCCGGAAUCACUCCGUAAAACUCCAGAACACUCAAUAAACUCCGGAAUUGGCCCAUCAAAAUUCCAGACAGCUCAAAAAGUGUAUUAUUCAUAACAUUUAUCAGUUUUUUGAUACAACAAUAUUUAAUUUUUGACGAAAAUGUUUUAUUCGUUUAUUAUCUUUCAUUGUACUUAGUAAGUCGAGUAUUUUUAAAAUGCUACGAAUUUCUCUAUGUUUUUUCAAAGUGAGCCAAUUCCGGAAUAAUCUAGAGCCAUUCCGGAAUACUCCGGAAAAAUUCUGAAUAAUCCGGAAAAGUCUGGAGCGUUCCGGAGAUUUCUGGAGAAAUUAUUUCCACCAGGGAAUUUAAACACAUUUUAAAAAAAUUUUGUAAAAUUUUUUAAAAUCGGUUGAAAUUUAACUUAUUUCCACCAGGGAAUAUAUACAGAUAUCCAAACCUUCAUCAAUUUUAAAAUUACUAUCUGAAAAAAUUAAUACUAAUUCAACCGACAUUAUUUAAUAUACUUGUUUAAAUACUAUGUUCAUAGUUAAUGCUGUUUUGAAACUUUUUGUCUAUAUGAGUAAUGAUAAGUUUAAACGACAAAUUACAUGUUAAAUUAGACCCUAUUAAGGGACCCCUAUAUUGAUGUUUAUUCAUUUGUCGAGUAUCAAGUAGAUUCUACUGGACUAUAAAUUCAUGUUAAGAAUAUUCCUAGACACAUCGACAACUUUUUUUCAUAAAAAAGUAUUUAGUUGACGAGUGAUACUGUUGCAAUGCUGUUGUAAAACAGAUAUGAGUAAAUUUUGUUCUGACAUUUAUUGAGAUCAUCACUCGAGUAUGACCGUUAAUUAUUGUUUAUUUAAAAAUUCGAUUUCAUCUACUUAAUCACUUUAAAUUCUAUUAAAUUCUUGUAUGAUCUCGAUUACUUUUUUGUCUGUACUAUUACAUAUUUUGGUUCUUUUUGAUUUUCUUAAGAGUAAGAACGAGGUGAAAAGUUCAACAAGUUUGUCAAUUUUUUGAUAGUAUCAGAAGUAUUAAUAAAUAUCAAAAUGUCCAUGUCAAGGCAAAUUUUUGCAUUUUUUAAAGGAAAACCAAUCAUUAUAAAUUCCAUGGUUUAUGGAUCAUUUUAUAUUUGUGCUGAAUUUUUACAACAGACAUAUCAGCAAAGAGAAAUUGCACAAAAUUUAAUGUUGGAAAAUACAAACAGUCGAAUGCCAUCUGGAACAUUGAAAAUAAAACAUUAUGAAACAAAUGAAAAUGAAAAAAUUGAUAUUAUGAAAAUACUUGAAAAUUAUGAUUGGCAAGUAAUUCAGCGAUAUAUUCUCUAUGGUUAUUUCAUGGCUGGUCCAAUUUUACAUACUUGGUAUGUUUGGCUGGAUCGAACUUUUGUGGGAAAAGCAAGUAGAGUAAUUCUCAGAAAAUUGCUUUGCGAUCAGUUUAUAUUGACACCACCACUUUUAGUGCUUUUUUUUACAAGUAUGAGCUUAAUGGAAGGAAAAGAUAACAUUGCUGCAGAAUGCAAAGAAAAAUUUGUAAGAACAUUUCAGACAUCUUGCAUGUUUUGGCUUCCAGUUCAAUUCGUUAAUUUUCUUUUGAUUCCACCAAGUUAUCGAGUUGCAUUUGUCAGUGCUGCAUCAUUUCUGUGGGUCAAUAUUUUAUGCUAUCUCAAGAGAACACCUACAAUAACCGAAGAAUAACUCAAACUCAACAGUUAAACCAACAUUUAUCCCUACACUUAAAACGAAUAUAAUAACAAUAAUAAAAUUCAAAAAUUUAACUUUGA